AUGCUGGGAUCUGGUCGACAUUUUGCCUACAUACAAUACGUCCUCGAUAUACAAACCGUGGAGGAGACAGAGAUUCUUGACUUCGCCGCGCACCUCAUCUACACGACCUCGUUGCUGCUCUGCCGACUCUCUGGCUUGGCAUUCUACCACCGGCUGUCCUCGAGAAAUCCGCGAUUUGUGUUGGCUAUCAGGAUUGUCUUUGCGGUCAUGAUCAUCGGCUACAUCCCUCAGCUGUUCCUGAUCAUCUUCCACUGCAUACCCGUCACAGGUCUCUGGCCUUAUGAUUUCCAACCAGGCCACGAAAAGUACGACUGCUUGCAGUGGGGUGUCGUGUACAGUGUGAACUCGAUCGUCUCCGUCAUCUGCGACCUGUUCCUCUUUGGUGUCCCUGUCUUCAUGAUAAGGAUGCUCAACAUCUCGCGCAAGAAGAAAAUCCAGCUUGGUGCGAUUCUCCUACCAGGAAUCCUUGUUAUUGGGAUUUCCGUCACCCGGCUGGUGUUUGUGAUUGUGGGACAAUGGAAUGAGGACAUGUCCUGGGCUUACAAUCCAAUGCUCGCCAUCGAGGUCACUGAGAUAGGCGCCACUCUCGUCGCCCUCUCCGUCCCUGGAGUCAAGCCUUUCAUCGACAAGUUCGUCCUUCGCCGGAACAUCAAUGAUGAUGAAGACACCAAGGGCCAGUCGAAAUACGCCAAUCAGUCUCAUAGUCGGCAGAGCGACACACCCCUGCAUUCCCUCAAUCUACGCUCAGCGUACAUGUACGAUGGAAGACAAGACGACAGGAAGGCAAACGAACACGAAGCAUCGGCCCAGGGCUUUGGGAAUUUCCGAACUCGCAACAAGUAUGGCGACAAUCAAAGUGACAAUAGCGCCGACGGCAUCUUGGUGCACGUGGACUUUCAGGGCCUCGCUUUUCAAGCGCUGUGCGCUACGCACAAGCCCAAUCCUCCCUUCGCCUUCAAUCCGAACCUGCUGCCGCUUCAAGAAAAUGCUGGCACGGAGGACUUGUUCCCCAUGUCGGACUGUGCAGGCUUCAAGCUUGAGGAGGCUACGCUUGGCGACAUGCGACAGGCCCUGGAGGAUGGCCAGCUCACAUCAGUCGAGUUGGUUGCCUGCUACCUCACAAGGACAUAUCAAACGCAGGAGUAUAUCAACUCUGUCCUCCAGGUGAACCCUGAUGUGUUCGCCAUUGCGGCGCAGCGUGAUGCGGAGCGCAAAAGAGGCAACGUUUGCGGUCCCUUGCAUGGCAUUCCCUUCACCGUCAAGGACAACAUUGGCACCAAGGACAGCAUGGAAACAACCGCUGGCAGCUGGGCGAUGCUUGCCAACCUUGUUCCCCGCGAUGCGCAUGUGGUGAAGAAGCUGCGCGAUAGCGGUGCUAUCCUGUUCGGCAAGGCGACCCUGAGUGAGUGGGCGGACAUGCGCAGCAACGACUACUCCGAGGGCUACUCAGCUCGAGGUGGCCAGGUCCGCAGCUCGUACAAUUUCACCGUGAACCCAGGCGGCAGCUCAUCCGGCUCGGCUGUGGGCGUCGCGGCCAAUGCGAUUGCCUUCUCGCUUGGCACCGAGACCGACGGCAGUGUCAUCAACCCGGCCAACAGGAAUGCUCUCGCCGGCAUAAAACCCACGGUUGGUCUGACAUCAAGAGCUGGGGUUAUCCCCGAGAGCGAGCACCAAGACUCAGUCGGCGUCUUUGCUCGCACCGUCACGGACGCUACUCUUGUACUCGACGCCAUCUACGGAGUCGACAAGCGCGACAACUACACUCUGGCACAAAGAGGCAACACGCCCCCCCGCGGCUAUGCACCCUAUCUGACCAACAAGACAGCCCUGAAAGAUGCUGUCUUUGGCUUGCCUUGGGAGAGCUUCUGGGUCUAUGCCGACGACGACAUGAAGGGUCAACUUCUCGACCUCUUGGAUCUCAUCGAGUCUGCUGGUGCCACCAUUAUCAACGGCACGGAAAUCACAAACUAUGAGACCCUGGUCUCGCCCGAUGGCUGGAACUGGGACUAUGGCACCACGCGCGGCUAUCCCAACGAAUCCGAGUACACCUACAUCAAGGUCGACUUCUACCGGAACAUUGAAACGUACCUGUCAGAGGUGAACAAUACGGACGUCAAGAAUCUAGCGGACAUUGUUCAGUAUAAUUACGACAAUGAUGGUUCGGAGGGCGGCUUUCCAUACGCAGACGGCAAGGGCAUUCCCGCCUUCGCGUCAGGUCAGGACGGCUUCCUCGCGUCCCUCGCAACAAAUGGCGUGCGAAACGAGACAUACUGGCAAGCUUUGAACUUUUGCCAGUCUUCAACUCGCCAGGGUAUCAACGACGCCCUCUCCUACAACGGAACGAAGCUCUCUGGACUCCUCGUGCCAGCACAAGUUGGACAGGCACCACAGAUCGCCGCGCAGGCAGGUUACCCCGUUAUCACGAUCCCCGGCGGUUACGCGGUUGAUUCAGGCAUGCCUUUUGGCCUCGGUAUUAUGCAAACAGCGUGGGCGGAGGGCGCGCUGGUGAAAUGGGCCAGUGCCAUCGAGGACUUGCAACGCUCGACUGCUGCACCUUCAAAGCGUAGGCUGCCCAGGUGGCUCGGGUACCUCGAGCGCAACAUUCCCGUGCCCUUUUGA
Messenger RNA from Emericellopsis cladophorae, 2619 nucleotides. RefSeq lists its product as uncharacterized. The record is from RefSeq and is a predicted model, not a curated record. Bases 1 to 2619 code for a protein of 872 amino acids. NCBI's taxonomy places the organism in Eukaryota, Fungi, Ascomycota, Sordariomycetes, Hypocreales, Bionectriaceae. The transcript has 5 exons.